Seminavis robusta is the source of this 357-nucleotide messenger RNA. The record is from the annotation of a GenBank genome assembly. NCBI's taxonomy places the organism in Eukaryota, Bacillariophyta, Bacillariophyceae, Naviculales, Naviculaceae.
AUGGAUACGGGAGGUGGCGGUGGCACGGCUGGUGGCACCAAUGGAACGACCGGCCAGGCAAGCACUCGUCAAGUUGCCAAUCAGUCUCGGCAGGUGACGGCUAUGCAAACGCAACAGCAGGUACGAACGAACGAGGAGAUUCUGACAAGGAUUAUUGCGCAGCACAACCAGCUCAGCAGCUCAUUGCGCAGGAAGGUAGGACCCGCGACAGUUCGGCGCUGCUUUGAGAGGUUGGUUGGAGACUUGGCUUGGCGCGGAGCUGACGAAACUAAUGGAAAUAUUUGCAGGAUUGCUGUUCAGCCUCCAAGGAUGGCAACACCUGAUCAGGUAGAUGUAAUCUUUUUAGAAAUGGGUUGA